Etheostoma cragini (Arkansas darter) is the source of this 3574-nucleotide messenger RNA. RefSeq names its product hyaluronan-mediated motility receptor (RHAMM) (gene hmmr). Bases 145 to 3117 code for a protein of 990 amino acids. Gene Ontology annotation, molecular function: hyaluronic acid binding. The transcript is spliced from 20 exons. The record is from RefSeq and is a predicted model, not a curated record. NCBI's taxonomy places the organism in Eukaryota, Metazoa, Chordata, Actinopteri, Perciformes, Percidae. Gene Ontology annotation, cellular component: membrane.
GGACUCGCUGCCUAUUGGCCACCCGCACGUAAACGUACACAUGACGUUAUUUUGAAAUUUCAGCGGUGAAGCUGUUCAGUGUGUGGGACUGCUCCACUGCAGCCUUAUUGAGACGGUUAGAAAGUGUACUUACAGUGGAUUGAAAUGUCUUUUUCACGAGCCCCGUUGAAAAGGUUCAACGAGAACGUAGGUUGUGCCCCUCCACCGGGGUCCUAUGAGAUCAAACCAGGGGACCUGAAGGGAGCUGCUUCCUUCGACAAAUCUGAUCGAUUCAGACUUGUCAAGGCAGCCGCUAUGCAGCCACCAUCGCCCUCCAGAAGCUUCAUGGUGUCACCUGUCCGCAGGACUAUGUCGGUCGAUGGUCUUGUUGAAGGCUCAAGUGUAAAGAAGAAGAAUACCAUGACCAUGGAAAGGAAGCAGCAACAACUCUUAGAGAAAGAGAUAAGGUCUCUGGUUCAGCAGCGAGGGGAGCAGGACCGCCGCCUGUUGGCUCUGGAAGAGGAGCUGAAGAAGGCUGAGGCCAAGCUGCUGGCUGCAGUCAGGGAGAAGACGGGCCUGGCUGCCAAUGUCACCACCCUGGACAGACAGCGGGCGGAGCUCAGGAAAGUCAACGAGUUCCUAAAAAACAAGGUCUCCGCUGACACUACAAAGAAGAAAAUCAAUUCUCUCACCAUGGAGCUGAUGGAGGCCAGGAACACAGUGGAUGAUAAAAACAAGGAGUUAAAUGUCCUGCAGAUUAACACUGAAGGCCAAGUGAAGGUGCUGGAAGCUGACCUCCAAGCUGCCAGAGCUGCUGUCGCUGCUCUGAAGGACAGGAACCAAGACUUGGAGGACCUCCAUCAAGUGACCAAAUCCCAAAAUGAAGAGCUGGAGAAUGAGAAUGCUAGAUUGCAAGCUGUGAUGCACGAGCUGAGAGAAGAGACCAGAAUCUUGCAGGAAUACCUGGACACAGCCAACGACCAGAUUCAGGAUCUCCGUUUGAAGCUCCAAGAGAAGACCCGGGAGAACACUGUUGCUAGUUCUCAAAUGGAGAAAGUGAAGCAACUAGAGAUGGAGCUAGAAACUAUCCAGUGUAUGCUGGAACAAAAAGAGGAGGAGGCCCAGCAACUCCAGCAAAACCUGCAGGUGUCUAAAUAUGCUUUAGUGGAAGUGGAGAAGAGGCUGGAGCACCAGGCGCUGGAGCUGAAGGCUUCACUACGGUCAGUGAGCGACAUGGAGGAACAACUGGACUUGGCAAGCCAAGAGCUCCAAGAGUCUCAGGCGACUGUUCGACAGCAGGAGGCAGAACUGGCUCGCCUGAGAGAGGUCCUCAGACGGACGGAGAAGGAGCUGGACGAGAGAGUGGCACAUCUGGAACAGAGGUGUUUGUUCUCCGAGGAAGAGAGAAGCAAGACUCAAGAGGAGGGGAUAAGGAGAGUGGAAGAGUUAAAAAAAGAGCUCAUCUUACUUAAAAAAGAUGAAAAGAAGAGACAGAUUCAACUCGGGCUUGAACAUGCUGCUCUUACUGAGGAACUGACAAAAGAAAAGGCCCUGGUGGACUCGCUGUCUGUGCUGGUGGAGCGGGAGAGGGAGGAGUCUGAGGAGCGGCUGAGGCAGAUGAAGGAGGAGCUGGAGGAGGUGCUUGGAGAGCUCGCCGUCCUGGAGGAGCAGGAGCGUCGGACGCAUGAGGCGGCCGAGAGGCUGCAGGAGGAAAACGCGGCGCUGGAGAGGCAGCUGAGUGAUACCAGCACACUGUUCCAGAGUAAGAACAAUGACGUGGCAUCCUUGAAAGAGGAGCAUUUCGCCGCCAUGACAGAACUCCAGGAGGCACACACAAACUCUCUGAGCAAGAUGGCAGACGUUGUCACAGAGCUGGACAGCGCCAAACAGGCUCUGCGGGUAGCCGAGGGAAGACGGAAAGAUUUGGAAGCGGAGGUGGAGAGAGUAAUUCAGCAGAAAGAGGAGGAGGUCAACAGAGUGAAGGAGGGUUUAGAGGAGCGGCAGUUGGCUGAAGCCAAAGCCAGGGAGGAGUAUUCAAGAAAGUUGCUGGAGGUCCAGACGCGCCUUGCACAGAAAGAUGAGGAGAUAAAGACCAUGGAGGAAAACCACACUGCACUGAUCCAUCAGCUACAAUGGGAGAGAGAAGAGGCACUGAGGCAAUUAGAGGAACAGAGAGGUCAGGGUGUAACCCUGCUCCAGAAUGAGAAGGAAAAGGCCCGGAAACUGCUCGAGGAGGUCAGCCAGGAAAAUGGGACAUUACUGGAAGAGCUCCAACAGGAAAGAGAAGAGAGAGUUAAAAUCCAGACGGCCCUUCAGGAGGAAAGAGCAGCAUUGGAGGCUGCAAAAGAAGCCCACCAACAGGUCAGGUCAGAGGAGCUCCGACUACAGGCGGAGCUUCACAGAGUCGACGGUGAAAACAAGAGUCUCCUGUCUCAAGCAGCACUCAAAGAGCAGGCCACGCUUGCUCUUGAAAACCAACUAAACAUGGCAGAGCAGGACAGGAGUCGACUUCAGUCUCGCCUGGAUGAGGUUGGGCAAGGGGGUCUGAGCUUCCAGGCCCAAUUGGACCUCAUGGAGGAGAAGACCCGAGUUCUGCAACGCGAGUUGGAAGAACAGAAACAAGACAGCCGCGCUCUGGAGGAGCAGGUGCAAGUUCUGACUCAGGAGAAGGUGGCACUGCAGUGGGAAAUGGAGGAGGAGCGACAUAAACUCCAAAGCUCCCAGAGUUCAGAGAUGGAAAACUGGAGGGAACAAUAUGAGGAGCUGUUUACAAAAGUCAGGCCCUUCCAGGAGCAGCUAAAUGCGUUUGCGGCAGAGCGAAAUGCACUACUCAAUGAGAACGGAGCAAACCAGGAGGAGUUGAACAAGUUGUCCGAUGCCUACGCUCGUCUGCUGGGCCACCAGAACCAGAAGCAGAAGAUCAAACAUGUGAUGAAGCUGAAAGAUGAGAAUAUCACCCUGAAACAGGAGGUGUCUAAGCUUCAGUCCCAGGUGAGUCGGCAGAAGAGGGAUCUCGAGCAGCUGAAGUCGAAGCUCCCUGGUUCUACUUGCCGCAGGUUUGAUCCCAGCAAAGCUUUCCAACACGACAAGGAGAACAGGCAACGUGAAUCUCUUAAGGAAGGAAAUUAUUGUGCAUAAUGGAGCUGUUCUGCCAGACAAGAAAUGACAACUAUAUUGAAUUUCUAUUGGGCUUUGAAAUACUUAUGAACCUUUUUCUUUGAUGCUUUUAAAUCUGGAUUUGUACAAAUAUUUUUGUGUCCAUUUUGUUAAGUGGUUUUACAGCCUUUUGUGGCAAAUUGUUACAUAGAGAGUGUAUGUAUGCAUCUGUUUUUGAUUUUAAAAAGACAUGUUAGCAGUAGACUCUGGCCAGAAGCAGUGUGUGAAAAUAAUAAGGUAGUAGAUGGCAAGUCUACACACAGUCCAGAGGACAAUAGUAUAGUCUGCAUUAAGAUAUGAUCUGUGUUUUGGGAUUUUAUCAUUUUAACUUUCUUAGCAUCUGCUAGGGUAGCAGAACCAGUAACUAUUUCAUGUGGGAUAGUUCAUAAUAACUCUUUCUUCUUUGUAAAUAAAGACAGAUUUUAAUACUCUUGUUAAA